AUGGCGGCAGCGUUACCACGACCGUCGAGGCCUUCGUACGGACCUCCCACAACAGCAUUGCCUGCGUUACCGACAACAAAGACGCGGAAAAGCACUGGAAACGACUCAACCCUUUCAGAUGCUAAGAUUAGUACCUCCCCCCCUCGAUUACCAAAAAGCGGACUUCGGGCACCUUCACAUUCGAAUCUCUCAGCUCCAACAACACCUGGAGGAAGCACAACUCUUCCCAAGUUAAGGGCGACCCCUGGUGUGAAUGCAGCGGGGAAGACAAUUCGAAAAACUAUUAGCAUCAAUGCAUUCCCACAACCUCCCCGGGGUAUACGAACAACAAGUCUCCCGCCGAGUCCGUUAUCUGGUGGCGCAAUACCCAGUAGUACUUUAUCCAGCGGAUUAGGGAGCAGAAGGGAAUCUGCAGACACAAGUCCCGCCCCUGGCAAGCAAGCUCGAAAAAAGAAGACUGGUAGCAAUCCCAAGAACCAGAGCUAUGUGAACAUUGCCACACCCAGUUUAUUGAAUGGCAGUGGGGACAGCAGAUCGAUAUCUAGCGGUCCAGGGGCUCGGGGAUCUGACGGGCUGCUAAGCUUACCAUCACCACCUCAAAGCCGUAGCUCAUCUGCGCAAGAUUCGUACUCGACAUCAGCAACGACCGAUGGAGAGGGACCUCGAGGAAGAGAGACUUCAGCUGACAUGUCAAAUGAUAACCAGUCCUCGAAACCCAGUGAAGGCAAGGGCAAUGUCAUUGUCAGCGUUCGAGUGCGGCCCGAUGCUGGUGCAAACGGACAACCUAGCAAGACGGAUGGCGAAUGGAUGGUCGAUGGGAGAAGGUCAUUAGUUGCAUAUCGAGGAAAGGAAGGGGGUGAUUACUACUAUGAUAAUGUUUUUGCGACCCACGACAAUAAUGCUAAAGUUUAUGACUCUUCUGCGAAGAGGCUUGUUCGACGAGUAAUGGAAGGAUACCACGGCACUGUGUUUGCAUACGGAAUGACUGGUACAGGAAAGACGUUCUCUAUGCAGGGAACUGCAACUUCUCCUGGCGUCAUUCCUCUCGCCAUCACCGACAUCUUCUCUUACAUUCGCGAAACCCCGUCUCGAGAAUUUCUCCUUCGAGUGAGUUAUUUGGAAAUUUACAACGAGAAAAUCCACGAUCUUCUGAGUACCCCUCCUGCGGGUACUGGUCCGGGAAUCCCUCAGCAAGAAGAGAUCAAGCUUCGAGAAGAUAGCAAGCGGGGUGUUUAUGCCAGUCCUCUGAAGGAGGAAAUUGUGCAAAGCCCCACACAACUACUGAGAGUCAUCGCUCGAGGUGACCAUGCAAGACGAACUUCCAGUACCCAGUUCAACGCCCGCAGUUCCCGAAGUCACGCCGUCGUCCAGAUCGUUGUCGAAAGCCGAGAAAGAAUACCUGGUAAUGGAGUAAUGAGUGAUAAUAAACGAUCUGGUCUUCUGCCUGGUGGUGUCCGCGUAUCGACACUGAGCUUGAUCGAUUUGGCUGGAUCAGAAAGAGCUGCUGAGACCAAGGAACGAAGAACCGAAGGUUCUCACAUCAACAAGAGUUUAUUGACUCUCGGCACCGUCAUCGCUCGCCUAUCAGGGGACAAGGACAAGGAUGGGAAACCUACGGACAAAGAUGGAAAGCAUCUUCCGUAUCGAGAUAGCAAAUUGACUCGUCUGUUGCAAGGAGCUCUAUCAGGGGACUCCCUGGUCAGUAUUCUCUGCACAAUCCAGAUCGGAUCAGCCGGUAGUGCUGCGGCAGCCAACAGUCACACCGGCGAGACGCUGAACACAUUGAAAUUCGCAUCAAGAGCGAAGAACAACAUUGUCAGUCAUGCCAAGAAGGCAGAGGAAGCCUUGGGAGCUGGAGGGGACGGCGGAGCAAGAGUACUUCUGGAAAGAUACCGCAUGGAGAUUCUGGAAUUGCGGACCCAACUUGAAAGCAAAGCAAAGAACGAGAAUGAAGAUGAUGAGAGAGAACGGGAGAAAGAGGCCGAGCAACGUCAUGAAGAGCAAAUGCUAGAAAUGCAACUGGCUCGAACAGCGUUGAAGGAGCGGAUCGAACAUCUCAAUCGACUCAUUCUCAGCUCGAAGUCAACUGGUGUCAAUGCCAGCGGAUCGUAUUCUUCCCUGGGUAUGCAUCCAAGAUUAUCGGCCAUGACAUCGAAUGGUCAUUUGUCGCAAAUGUCAGCCCGUUCCUCGUUGGCUCCUUCAACGGUCGGGCGAAAUUCUCUGGAGCGUACAGCUUCUGUAAAUUCGGUAUCGACGAUCGGUCAACUUCCAGGAGGUCAACGAUUAUCUGGUGAACGUCGUUCCAGCGGCGAGCAAGGCUCACUUGAGGAUGAGGACUCAUUAGGAGAGUUCGGCGACGGAACGGCCUCGUUGGCUGCACAAAAUCGAGCGCUGCAAGCAGAUCUUGCGGAUAAGACUCGAUACUGCCAGACUCUGGAGAAGCGAUUGAUCCAGGCCAGACGGUCUAGUCACUCCAGAGCAUCCGUUGGAUUUUCGACCCCCAGCAAAGGCGGCAUUAUGGUUGGGGAGGACCACGGGGUGGCAGCUCUGCUCAAGGAGAAGGAUGCUGAGAUCGCGGACCUCCGAGCUCGAUUGGACGACAAGGACCGCAUGUUGGCCGCGCUUCGAAGUGCAGCCAGGUCACGGGACACCGCCGAUCGAGAUCCUCGAGCAUCGCACACACUUGCGAUGCUGGAGAAUGGACCUUUGAGCCCUGUUUCAGCACGUGCCUCGCAGUUACUCGACAAUGGUCCUCUCUCUCCAGUCCUUGCAGGUGGUCCCGUGGGGCUCCUCUCACCCAAAACCCGCAAGCGAACCAAGAGCGUCGAUGAGAUGAGCAAGAUGCUUGACGAGAUGAUCCAAGAUCGAGUUGAGAGCGGUACCUUGAUAAAAGGCAUCCGAGGAAGCAUCCGCAUCGCCAGCGAGCGGAACCGCCACAUCAACGAUCCUAUGCCCGGCUUGGACCGGACGAACUCGAUGCCUUUGGCCAGCGAGGCUCCAGCCCUGGUCGCGGAAGUCUAG
This is a messenger RNA of Hyaloscypha bicolor E, 3021 nucleotides long. RefSeq names its product kinesin-domain-containing protein. The transcript has 2 exons. The coding region runs from base 1 to 3021 and encodes 1006 amino acids. The record is from RefSeq and is a predicted model, not a curated record. NCBI's taxonomy places the organism in Eukaryota, Fungi, Ascomycota, Leotiomycetes, Helotiales, Hyaloscyphaceae. Gene Ontology annotation, molecular function: microtubule binding; ATP binding; microtubule motor activity. Gene Ontology annotation, biological process: microtubule-based movement.